Zonotrichia leucophrys gambelii is the source of this 492-nucleotide messenger RNA. It is a transcript of the gene TRNP1, whose product is annotated as TMF1 regulated nuclear protein 1. Gene Ontology annotation, biological process: regulation of cell population proliferation. Gene Ontology annotation, cellular component: nucleus. Gene Ontology annotation, molecular function: DNA binding. Bases 1 to 492 code for a protein of 163 amino acids. Lineage: Eukaryota; Metazoa; Chordata; Aves; Passeriformes; Passerellidae. The record is from RefSeq and is a predicted model, not a curated record. The transcript has a single exon.
AUGGCUGCAGCGGCGGCGGCACCGGCACCUCCGAGCCCCUCCGGCGGCGAGGCGCAGCGCCCGUCCCGCGGCGGCCCCGGCGGCGGCGGCGGCAGCGAGGGCAAGAGCGGCGGCCCGGGCGCGGUGGAGCUGGCGGCGGCGCGGCGGCGGCUGGUGGCGGCCGAGGGGCGGCGGCGGGCGGCGGCCGAGCUGGAGGGGCGGGUGCGGCAGGUGCACUGCGCGCUGCUGCACGCCGAGCUGCGCCUGGCCGCCCGCGCCGAGACCCUGGGCCGCCUGGGCGCCGGCGUGGCCCAGGCGCAGCUCGCCCUGGCCGCGCAGAGCCAGCGCCUGCAGAAGGGGCUGCGCCGCCGCCCGCGGCCCCGGCCCGGAGCGCUGCUCGCCGCCGCCCGCGCCCUCCGCAGCUGCGUGCCCUGGGCCCCCGCACGGAGCCGCGGGGCCGCCGCCGGCACCCCCGUGCGCCGCCUGCCCGCCGCCAGCCGCGGCUCCGCAUAG